AUGUGAUAGAAAAAUAAACAUGUGCUAAUUUUCGACAUUGUUCAUGUUACGCAAAAUUGUUCAAGUUAGCAAGUUUUUUUAAUUCUUUUAAAAUAAAAAAAGCAAAACAAACUUGAUUCAGUAAGACUGAAGUAGGCUACUCUCCUUCAAAAUGUCAAAUCUUGUGUUCUCUAUCAAAGUCAAUGGCUGCAGAUGUGCGAUUCUUCGAAAGUCACCUGAUAUGGGUGAUGAUCAUAAUCAUCCGAGCAUUCAAUAAUACAUUUUUUUUUUGAAAUUCUAGAAUUUUUGGAAUUUAACUGAUAUUUUUAUUUUUUCCGUUUUUGCAGUGAAAUACAAGAGAAAUGACGCCUCUAUUACAAGCAUAGCCACAGAUAGAGCGACAAUCCAAGCUAGGGCUGCUGAGGUUGAGUCUUUCUAAUUACGGGUUGGACGAGUAGUUCACACCAUAAAUAAUUGGUUGAGCAAGGACAGUUUCGCGCACUCCGUACCAUCCGACGUCGAGCGGUGAGAUUAGACGACCUCACCUUUGUAUGUCUUGGCUUUGGGAUAGGUAUGACGAGCUUGUUGAGGCACAAAUGUAUGAGGCUGCCACUAGGGUGUACAUGUUAUAUCCAGUAGCAUGCACUCUCUUUGCGAAUAAGUCUCAUGUUUAUAUUCAUGUUAUGUACAUGUGGCUGUUCAGUAGCCUUGACGAUAUCAGUUGGACUUGGGGUUGCGUUGUGUUGACCAUCCUAUAUACAUCACUUGGAGUUGCGACUGUCUUUGAGACCAGACAACUUGCUGGUUAUUUAAGUCUAUUACAAUGCUGGAUAUACGAGUAUUUUUCCAUCAUCUGUGAUAGGAGGGUGCAACAUUCCCCUGCCCCACAUGCGAGGAAAUGGAAGACCAUGCAUGCAUAUCCCAGUGGUCUUGUGGAGUAUAUGAGAAGGCUUGAUGUGCUGACUAUAGAUGAUGCCAUAUGGACACCAUACACAGGUCACAUAGUCCACCGUGAGUUUGAUGACUCUUCUUUAUAUUCUGGUUUUAUGCGAUGGGAGACCUUAGUCGCUAGACACUUGUCUGAGAGGUGUUUACGACAAUAUGUUAUGUCUAAUACAUCCCACGACCAGUUCUGGAUAUUCCAUCUACGAGCAUUGACAAGUGAUUUCAGAGUAACAUCAUUAGCUCUGGUCGUGCCAUUAGAGAUCGCGCAGUGAGAGCUCAGCACGUCUUGCAAUGUGAGGAUGGUUACUUGCAGUGGUACCCCACUGUAUCACACCCUCACAUCAUCCCACAUGUCGAGCAUACAGAUAAUAUUGGGCCUUCCGAUGUCGGGGUACUUGUCGAUGACGUGUUGUCACCGCCACCACCUCUAGCUGAUGCCGAUGAUCAGCAUUGCAGAUGAUUGCAAUUAUUAUGGAUAGCCUCAUGGGUUUAAUAAACCAGAUGGUGAGGUUUUUACUAGAUUAUCUCGGACAACACACAUAGGUCGUGGGGGCCUAUUUAGAUAUUAUUAUUAUUAUUAUGCAUUAUUUGUAUAUUAUUUGUAUAUUAUGUGUAACAUUACUCAGGCAUCUGCACAACACUUUAUUAGAUAAUAUUUUGGAUCUUC
This is a messenger RNA of Lathyrus oleraceus (garden pea), 1591 nucleotides long. RefSeq names its product protein MAIN-LIKE 2-like. Lineage: Eukaryota; Viridiplantae; Streptophyta; Magnoliopsida; Fabales; Fabaceae. Gene Ontology annotation, biological process: meristem maintenance; meristem development. Bases 531 to 1196 code for a protein of 221 amino acids. The record is from RefSeq and is a predicted model, not a curated record. The transcript has 2 exons.